AUGGCUAAACGCCCCAACUUCCUCGUCAUUGUCGCCGAUGACCUCGGUUUCUCCGACGUGGGCUGCUUCGGCGGCGAGAUUCGCACACCUAAUAUUGACCAGAUCGCAGAGGAAGGACUGCGAUUUACAGAUUUCCAUGCUGCGGCAGCAUGUUCUCCCACACGUGCCAUGAUCAUGACAGGCACUGAUCACCACAUCGCCGGCCUGGGCAACUUGAUCGAAUGGACCAAUAUCUCCGGCCAAAAUGGUCCCAAGGGCUCCGCUAUGAGCACGGCUCCACAGCGUGGUAUGCCCGGCUACGAGGGAUAUCUGAACGAACGAGUCGUGGCUCUCCCCGAACUCCUGCGAGACGCUGGCUACCACACCGUGAUGUCGGGUAAAUGGCAUUUGGGUCUUACCCCCGAGCGAUCCCCCCAUAAGCGUGGCUUUGUUCGGUCGUUCGCCCACCUGCCUGCUUGCUCCAAUCACUACGCCUACGAGCCUCAACUCCGCGAUGAGGAUCAGAUUCCCACUUUUAUUGAGGCGAGCUAUAUCGCUCUCCAUAUGGAGGAUGGCAAGUACGUGCGCAAGCUUCCUGAGGGCUGGUACUCGUCCGAUGGUUAUGGGGAUAAGAUGAUUGAUUAUCUACGUGAGUGGAAGGAGAGUGGUGGGAGUGCCGGUCCAGACGGCAAUGGGGACCGUCCUUUCUUUGGGUAUCUUCCUUUUACUGCGCCUCAUUGGCCGCUACAAGCUCCUCGGGAAUACAUUGACCACUAUCGCGGUGUGUAUGACAAGGGACCUGAUGUUCUGCGCGAGAAGCGCCUGCAACGUUUAAAGGAGCUUGGUAUGAUCCGCGACGAUGUUGUGCCGCAUCCUGUUGAUGCAGAAGAAGUCAAGGCCUGGGAUGAGUACACCCCCGAUGAGAAGAAAAAGUCCGCAACUGCUAUGGAGGUCUUCGCCGGUAUGGUUGAAUGCAUUGACUACAACGUCGGCAAGGUAGUCGACUACCUACGAGAGAUCGGAGAGCUGGACAACACCUUCGUAUGCUUCAUGUCCGACAAUGGCGCCGAGGGUGCCGCUUACGAGGCCUACCCUAUGGUGAAGAACGGGGUGAUGCCUCACCUGCAAAAGUAUUACGACAACAGCCUGGAAAAUCUAGGCAACGGAAACUCAUUCAUCUGGUACGGUCCCCGCUGGGCACAGGCUGCCACCGCCCCAUCCCGUCUCUACAAGGCCUACACCACCGAGGGCGGCGUCCGCGUCCCUUUCACCUGCCUCUUCCCCAAGAACAUUCCCCUCAAGCCCGGCGACGCUACCGCUGCUACAGGCGGUAUCACCGAUCAAUUCGCCACAGUCAUGGACCUCGCCCCGUCAAUCCUAGACAUGGCCGGAAUCAAACACCCAGCACCCACCUACCAAGGCCGCGAAGUUGUCUCCAUGCGCGGCCGCAGUUUCUACCCCUGGGCCACAGGCGAUUCCGAACGCAUCCACCCGAAAGAUUUCAUCCAGGGCUGGGAAACAUGCGGUCGGGCCGCGCUGCGCUGCGCAGAUUGGAAAAUCGUCUUCAUCCCCAAGCCCAAGGGUCCUGAGCGCUGGCAGCUGUAUAACCUUGAGAAGGACCCCGGCGAGGUAAAUGACCUGUCAGAGCAGGAGCCUGAGAAACUCAAGCAGCUUCUCAAGUUGUGGGAUCAGUAUGUCCUUGAGACUGGUGUGAUCCCGCUGUGCCCUGAUUUGGGGGAGUUUUUGGAAGCUACGGAGGCGCAGAUGCCGGAGAAUGCGUGGAUGGAGUUUGAUUAUUGGAAGGAGGGUGCGAGAGAUACACCGGAGAAGUUUACUAGGGAGCCACCACGGUUCCAGCGAGUGGUGAAUCCUUUCUAG
Penicillium subrubescens is the source of this 1857-nucleotide messenger RNA. RefSeq names its product arylsulfatase. Gene Ontology annotation, molecular function: arylsulfatase activity. The coding region runs from base 1 to 1857 and encodes 618 amino acids. The transcript is spliced from 2 exons. The record is from RefSeq and is a predicted model, not a curated record. NCBI's taxonomy places the organism in Eukaryota, Fungi, Ascomycota, Eurotiomycetes, Eurotiales, Aspergillaceae.